CCGGUGUCACACUUACGACAUGACUAAUGCUGCUGUUUACCUGUUCUUUUGCUCCCUUAAAUUGCCAGACUAAAUAACCUUCACCAUGUCGAACACGGUAGGCCAAAUUUCCCGCCUUUUUCUCCGUCACCGGAAUAGGUCGGCAAACCGUGACGCGAAGGCCGCACCCGGCGAAAUCAAAGCUGUUAGCGCAGGGGAGGGCGGCAAGGCCGUGCUGGCCCCAACAAAUUGCAGUGGUAGCGAACAGCAAGCGGACCCUUUGGAAGAGGCGAGCAGCAACGAGGAUACAGCGCCCCCUACCGCCCAACAGCUCCAGGAGGAGAUCGAAAGCCAGAGGAAAAUGCUCCAUAGAGAAUUUGACAUGGAAAGGAUGCACAAGGAGUUGCUGCACAUCGAAGUGGAAAAGCUGCACAUGGCCCGCGAGAACCAGCUGAUGAACCGACAAUUCAUGGCCGUGCUGAAGGAGAGGCGGGCGCUAGACCGGGAGAGGAAGGAGAUGAUCGCCGCCGCGGUGGAGGUGUGGAGAGAACUGUCAGGAGAUGAAAACUUUAAAGGCAAAAAAGUGCACAACUUGAACGAGGCCAUCUCCAAGGCUCUCCACCAACCAGCGUCCGCCAGCAAGAUCAAGGAGGAGGAGCCCCGCCUUUUGAGGCGACUGCGCGCUUGCAAGACCGAGAGCGAGGUCCGCAAAUUCCAGGCUGACCUGAAAAAGAAACAGGAGGCGCUGUUCCAGCUGCUACUGAAAUCCGAGACCAUGAUCGCGACGGGGUCGUUCCACCAACCGAAGACCAAGGACCGCGGGGGCAAGGACGCCGCCGACACCCCGAGGACCGGCCCGCCUGUCCCGCCAAAGCCCGCGGUCAAAAGGUCCCGGUUGGGCGAAAUCAGACUGGCGAGCAGUCGACCCGUUGGCGAUCCGCCGCCGCGACCGCCCGACGACCAAGAGGCAGCAGCGAGCAACUUGCAGCCAAUCAUCGAGGAAGGCCUGAACGCACAACUGGCCAAUGAGCGCCAGGAAGAUGAUCUACCGACCAAUGAUGAGCCGGAGCAUGUGCCCACAAGGAACGUUCUGACGUGGAAUUUGGACGUAAUGGGGAUCCAAGAAACAUCAAUAUGAAAGAAAUAUUUGAAAGCACGAAAGGCAACAAUUGAAGUCCUGUGCCCGUGGAGAAAGCGUGUGACCGAAAUAUUGAACCACACAAAAUUUGGAAACUUCAAAGCAUGCUGCUACCAGAUACUGCACAUGCGUAAUAGCCGCGAUCCUGUCACCUUUUCAAGGGGAUUUGUCUUGAUCAGUGUGUGAGGACCGAAUUUUUAUAUUUUACCAAACAUCGGGAAAAUGGUAGAGUUUUGCUAAGUUGCUUAGUUUACCCUCAGGGAUCGAUAUAUUUCUUUUCUUGUAGCCCCCAUUAAACACAAGAUGGCAUAUACUACACAAGCAAGCAGAACGCAUGGCUUAGUGGCCCAGUAAAGUUAAAAAUUAAAUCCUUCAUAACAAAAUGAUUCUUCUAAGCUGACUACUCACGCUCGUCCCCACUUGUGUUGAGUGAAAGCCUGUGGAACUAUUAAGUCUCUACAAUAGACUCAUGCCCUGUAAUGCACGACAGGUACCACGACUUAUUGUAAUCCCACCCCACUUCAAACACAGCACUCUGGAGAGUUGUUACUUCAAGAAGAAAAUCGACCUCGUUCCCUGUCGUCGCCUGGCUACGGUUUCCCUUAGAGACAAGAUCGGCGCGCGACGUAUAGCUUUGAACAUGCGGUCGUGAGCACAAUUUUUGCGCAGCCACUGUUAUAACAGAU
This is a messenger RNA of Acanthaster planci (crown-of-thorns starfish), 1803 nucleotides long. RefSeq lists its product as uncharacterized. The record is from RefSeq and is a predicted model, not a curated record. Lineage: Eukaryota; Metazoa; Echinodermata; Asteroidea; Valvatida; Acanthasteridae.